UGUCGUUGUUUAUUUACAACCUGAUAACUUCCUGUCCGUUAGCAGCUUUGUCCACAGUGAGCUAACGUUAAGUUAACUGGGUGAUUAAUCGUUUGUUUUCAAGAUGGGAUGUGAUGGCGGCACGAUUCCUAAAAGACACGAGUUGGUGAAAGGUCCCAAAAAAAUCGAGAAGGUUGACAAAAAUGCUGAGUUGGCUGCCAAAUGGAAAUACUGUGCCUUGAGCCAGGAGAAGCUCAGACGUCCCAUUAUCGCAUGUGAUCUGGGAAGGCUCUAUAACAAAGAUGCUGUCAUUGAAUAUCUUCUGGAUAAGACUGCUGAGAGACCCAAUGCUGAGGCUGUAGCUCAUAUCCGUGGGAUCAAGGAUAUAAAGGAACUGAACUUGACUGAUAACCCCGAGUGGGAGGGAGAGAGAAGGAAUACUAAAGGAGACAGAUAUGAGGACAUCCACUGUGGCAUGUUCAUUUGCCCUGUUGUUGGGUUGGAGAUGAAUGGCAAGCACAGGUUCUGUUACCUGCAGACAUGUGGCUGCGUCUUUUCUGACAGGGCCCUAAAGGAGGUCAAGACAGAAAUCUGCCACAAGUGUGGGGAAGCGUUUAAAGCUGAGGAUGUUGUUGUGCUCAACGGCACUAAGGAGGAGGUGGAGAAGCUGAGGGAGAAGAUGGAAGAGAAGAGAACCAAAGCCAAAACUAAGAAAUCAAAGAAGAGCAAGGCAACAGAAACUGCGUCUACACCAUCAGAAACAAAAGAUGACAAACAAGUGGCUGAAACCGAGAGGUCAUUACAGAAUGGUGGUGAAAGCAGCCAGUCAGAAGUGGCCGGACCCUCCGGAUCCUCCAGUUCCUCUAAAGGCACCAAGUCUUCGACAUCCUCCGCCACCAAAAGGUCCAUCCAGGAAUCAGCAGAGAAGUCAGAGGCCUUCAAAUCGCUGUUCACCACCCACAGCUCUGCCAAGCGCACUAAAGAUCAGACAUCCAACUGGGUCACCCACACCCCGUAUCACUUCUAGUAACUAUCACUCAGAGCAAACUUCACCAUUUUUAGAUUGCUCCAGAAAUCGCGACCCAUUAAAGACCCAUUACUGAUAAACCUAGUUCUACAUACCCAGCUCCCACACACACACACACACACACACACACACACACACACGACCUCUAAUAAUAACAUCAAUGUGUGGACUCAUUCCCAUUUGUUUCUUCAGUCCCCAGUAGCACAGUGUUUACAUGUUGUGAACAUUUUGUUAAUAGCUCCCCAGGCUGCUCACACUCUUUGUUUUGUAACCUUCCUCCCACAUGUAUUCCCUGCGUAUCACCGUGUUCUCAGUCACAGGUGCUCUGAGAAUUGAUGCAAGGUUGACUUAAUUAUCUCUGUCACUUUGCUGUCUCCUAGUGGACACAGUGCAUAUUUUUAAUGUUAUCUCGACAUGGUUGAAAAGGUGGUGUCU
This is a messenger RNA of Centropristis striata (black sea bass), 1441 nucleotides long. It is a transcript of the gene rtf2, whose product is annotated as replication termination factor 2. The record is from RefSeq and is a predicted model, not a curated record. Gene Ontology annotation, cellular component: nucleus. The coding region runs from base 104 to 1006 and encodes 300 amino acids. Gene Ontology annotation, biological process: site-specific DNA replication termination at RTS1 barrier; mitotic DNA replication termination. The transcript has 9 exons. Lineage: Eukaryota; Metazoa; Chordata; Actinopteri; Perciformes; Serranidae.